This is a messenger RNA of Acanthoscelides obtectus, 564 nucleotides long. Lineage: Eukaryota; Metazoa; Arthropoda; Insecta; Coleoptera; Chrysomelidae. The record is from the annotation of a GenBank genome assembly.
AUGAGUAAAUGUCUGAUGUGUCCUGACAAGGGACCUAUUCUGUUGAAGAAUGCUGUUCAAUGUAAAUCUUGCUCUAUAUAUCAUCAUAAGUCAUGUGGUAACAGGUCAAAGUUGUUGCCUGAUGGAAGUUAUAAUUACUGUUGUGGUACUGGUGGUCAAGUUCAUGAUGAAGAUUUUGCUGGACUAGAUCCUGGAUUUCAACUUAUUUUGAAAAGGCUUGACAAAGUAGAUGCGUCAUUGUCAGAUAUUCAAUCCUUCAGCAACAAGCUAACAGAACUUGAAAAAAAGGUUGAUACACUUGAAGAGAUUGUUACUGGCGAGUCUUUAUAUGAUGAAAUGAAAGAUAGGAUGAAUAGAGAGAAGAACUUUAUUAUAUAUAACUUUGAUGACUCAGUGAAUGCAACUGCUACUGAUUCUGUGAAAAUAAAGAAAUUGCUCGAAGAUACAAAGGUUGUUAUUCCAUUUAGCUUUGAUGAUCUUAAAGUUUUUCGACUUGGACGUGAUUUUGUUGAAGGAAAGAAUAGAUUAGUCAAAAAAACAACAAGCUCACAUGCAAAAACUUAA